Molecule: messenger RNA, 768 nt
Organism: Stegostoma tigrinum
Lineage: Eukaryota; Metazoa; Chordata; Chondrichthyes; Orectolobiformes; Stegostomatidae
Product: histone H1.3-like
Exons: 1
Coding region: 1-768 (255 amino acids)
Biological process (GO): nucleosome assembly
Cellular component (GO): nucleosome
Molecular function (GO): structural constituent of chromatin; DNA binding
Source: RefSeq, a predicted model, not a curated record
AUGACCGACACACUGGCGGCCCGGAGAAAGGACAGGAAGGGCAAAGCCCAGCCACCGACCCCCGCCGCCGCCGCCGCCGCCCGGAGCAGCUUGACCGUGUCCGACCGCAUCUUGGAGGCGGUAGCGGCGGCCGGUGCCAAGAAGGGCCGCCGCGGUCUAUCGCUGUCCGCCCUCAAAAAGCUGCUGGCGAGCAGCGGCUACGACGUGGCGGCCAACCGUUGGCGGCUGAAGCAGGCGGUCCGCAGCCUGGUGGCCAAGGGCUCCCUGGUGCAGACCUCAGGCAGCGGCGCCUCGGGCUCCUUCAAGCUCGGCAGCGCCAAGGCGCAGAGGGAAGCAGAGGCCGCCUUCCGCGGCGCCGAAGGCAAGAAGAAGCCGAGGAGGGGUGGCGAGCUGCCGCCUCCACUGCCCUCCUCCUCCACCGCCGCCCACCCGUCUUUCGGCUCCGGCGCUGCCUCCAGCCGUCAGAGGGCCAGGAAACCCGCCGCAGCGAAGAGACCCAAGAGGAGGGUGGUCCCCAGGAAGACUGGGCGGAGGCCUGGCGCAGCCAGCAGGCGAGGGCCGAAGGGCCGCCGCACCGCAAGGAGACCCAAGGCCGGGAGAAAGGCGGCUGCUAGGGCCGGCCCUCGGAAAGCCAGGCGUCGGCCGGCCAAGCCCAAGAAAGUGGCCAAGGCCCCGGAGGAACUGAGUAAACGUCCGUCUCAGGAAGAAGUCUCCACCUCGGAGAAGGCGAACCAGUCUGUUUCGGAUACUCAGAUCAGCAGCAGCUGA